Molecule: messenger RNA, 1704 nt
Organism: Nakaseomyces glabratus
Lineage: Eukaryota; Fungi; Ascomycota; Saccharomycetes; Saccharomycetales; Saccharomycetaceae
Gene: DSE1
Product: Dse1p
Molecular function (GO): protein binding
Source: RefSeq, a predicted model, not a curated record
AUGACAGACUAUUACGAACCCAUAAACAUCUUUAGACAGUGCGCCAUCAGCGUGAAGAAGCGCGGACAGGAGCACGGGCUGGACGUCGCCACGAGAAGGGUGGCCUCCUGGCAGAGAAGCGCCAAGCUGAACUCGCCAACGCUCCGCAAAGUGUCGGACGACUACUUCCUCACCAAGAAGGUCAAGUCGGACUACUGGCAGGUCUCAGACAUGGACCUCUCCGCCACAGCAUUCUCCAGCGUCGGCAACCUCGUGAUGGUAACCAGCAACAAGGACCAGGACAACGUCAAGCUCUACACGUACGCCGAGGACCCAAACUCGAUGCGUCAGCUGCAGACCAUCACCGUGCCCGGCGCACCCAUCACCACAGCAACACUGCUGCCGGCCGCGGAGUUCAACCCCACCGCAUACGUCCCAGACCAUGAACAGCUGCUGCUCACGGGCCACAGGGACGGGAUAGUGAACCUGAUCUCAACAAGCUUCACCAAAGGUGAGUCCCGCAUAGUCAAGCGCUACAACCACAGGAAACACCUCGUGUCCAUGGCUAACGAAGUGAUGAACAUAGACACGAAGCACAAGGACGAGAUCGAACAACUGCUGGCAAACCACAAACAAAAGAGCAACAGUGCAAGAGCCAUGCCAGUGAGAUCAAUCAAGCCAUGGAACGGGAUGGGAUUUGUCUCCCUCAUCAACGACUCCCUGUUUGUUUUCACAUUGAAUAACACAAAGACACCACAGUACCUGAACUCUUUCCCAGGCAUCCAAUCCUUCGCAAUUCAAACGCACAGCAACCCUUACCUGUUGGGACUAACAGGAACCCAUUUUGGCGCGAACAACAUCGCUCUACUAGACCUAAAGAAGACACUUUAUAUUCCCGAUCCAGUCAUCGACAAGGAAUACAGAAAAUCAUCCUCCCGCUCAGUCUCCUCAGACUGUACUUGGAUAAGCAGUUGCUAUCUGGCGCAAGCACUGGGCAAAGAAGUUAAUAUCUGGGAUGUCCGUAGAACUGAUGGAAAGCCCAAAGCUAAAAUAUUACCAAACAAAGGUGUCAUAGAACACUUAAGCUACCAUUACGAGACUGAUACUUUGUUCAGCAGCGAUGAUCAAGGUAAUAUUAUCGCUUGGGAUUUGACAAACUUAGAUAGACUAGAAUAUUGUGGUCUAGUCCAUGGUUUGGAUGCAGUUAAGUACAAUAUGAACCUUCCAAUAAAUGAUAGCAACUAUUCGCAAUGUGGCAACGUUGUGGUUAAUGGGAAUAACAACAGCGCUUGCACAUACCGAAAGCUAGCACGUAAGAUUGAGGUCAAUCAAAGAGCAGGCACAUUAUUCAGUUAUUGUGAUCAUGAACUGGGCCUUCACCGUCUGUUCUCAGCUCCAGUCGAAAUUUCACUACAAUUGUCUGAUACUGAGACUAUCAACUAUGAGUCAGAAGAAGAAGAAGUUAUGGUUCAUGUUGAUAAACUACACGACAAUUCCCACGAAAAUAGUAGUAUUCUGCAUUCGGAUUCCACAACUUUGCAUUCAAGAGAUUUUGAUUCUUACUCUGACAAUGAAUCCGCUAAUACCACUGAUAAUGAUAAUGAGCUUGCAUAUAUGGACACCUUCAAAAGGCCAGUGCCCGCCUUUUUAGAUGAAAAGGUUGCCGCUUAUAACAACCCAGUUCUAAGUUCUAGCUCUUCGACUCUAGCCUACGGCUACUUUUAA